Toxoplasma gondii ME49 is the source of this 5796-nucleotide messenger RNA. RefSeq names its product PAN domain-containing protein. The record is from RefSeq and is a predicted model, not a curated record. NCBI's taxonomy places the organism in Eukaryota, Apicomplexa, Conoidasida, Eucoccidiorida, Sarcocystidae. Gene Ontology annotation, molecular function: protein binding. The transcript has 13 exons. The coding region runs from base 1 to 5796 and encodes 1931 amino acids. Gene Ontology annotation, biological process: proteolysis. Gene Ontology annotation, cellular component: extracellular region.
AUGGAGCUCAACGUCGACUACUAUGGACACGAUAUCAAGAAAAUUGAGGACCAACGGGUUGACAGCGCGGCGGCCUGCCAAUCCCUCUGCCAGGCGACUAGCGGCUGUAUUUACUGGACAUGGGUCUCUCAAACCGAACACUGUUAUCUGAAAGACCUUCAUGCUCUGCUGGGGAGAGUCCAAAGCCAGCAAACCGUCGGCAUGGUGUCGGGGCCGAAGUAUUGCACUCCAACCCCACCAGGCUGCCACGAGUGGGACGUGGACUAUCAAGGCUUCGAUAUUAAGAAGAUCGAGGGUCAAUGCUCGUCAGCAAAACACUGUCAGCAUAUGUGCCAAGGAACUGCUGGCUGCAGCUUUUGGUCCUACGUGAGCUCGUCAAAGAGCUGCUACCUGAAGAGCAAUCUUGCCCUGAAUGGGCGCCAUGCCGACGAAUCGACUUUGGGAAUGGUCUCAGGUCCAGCAUUCUGCCCCCUCCAUCCGGUUUGCAAGGAAGACAAUGUCGACUACAGUGGAUACGACGUUCAGAAGAUUGAAAGUGGAGACGUCGCUUCUGCGAAGGAGUGCCAGGCUCUGUGUGAAAAGCUCCCGGAGUGCUCCUUCUGGACCUGGGUCAGCUACAAACAAAACUGCUACCUCAAGAACUACUUCGCCCUAAUUGGUCGUGAUGCCGGACCGGCCGCUUCUGGAAUGAUAUCCGGCCCGAAACGAUGUGCUGCGGUCCCUCAAGCUUGUCACGAGUACAACGUAGACUAUCGAGGACACGAUGUGAAAAAGUUGGAAUCUGGACAGGUAUUCUCAGCGGACUCGUGCCGCGCGCUGUGCCAGGCUGACCAGAGCUGCCAUUACUGGACAUGGGUGCGGUCAACCAACAGCUGUUACCUGAAAGAUCAAUACGCUCCCCUCGGACGUGUUCAAGACUCCAGCACCUUCGGGAUGGUUUCAGGCUCGAGACGCUGCGGCGAACAGUUUUCCGGCUCCUGCUACGAGGUCGGCGUGGAUUACUAUGGAUACGACAUCGAAAAGCUGGAAACAGGGGAGGUGACAACCCCCUCAGCUUGUCAAGCUUUGUGCAAAAACCGCGCAGGCUGCUACUACUGGACAUGGGUGCAGACGACGCAGAGCUGCUACCUCAAAAAUCCAUAUGCGCUUCAAGGUUGGAUGCGAGAUAGCACAACGAUGGACAAAAUAUCUGGAGCGAAAGACUGUGUCCCUGUCCCUGCAACUUGUCACGAGCUGGACGUGGAUUACCGAGGGUUCGACAUUCAAAAAAUCGAGACGAAUUCCGUCGCAUCCUAUGCCGACUGCCAGCAGCUCUGCGAAGCGAAUGUGCAGUGCUUUUAUUGGACAUGGGUCAGCCAGAAGAAGAACUGCUACUUAAAGAACCAAGGGGCAUUACUUGGUCGAACGCAAGAUGCAGCGACCGCAGGUCUCGUCUCAGGACCGAAAACAUGCACACCUCGUGGGCAAUGCUACGAGGUCGACGUGGAUUACCACGGCUUCGACACCGAAAAAAUCGAGACGGGGCAGGUGACAUCAGCUGCGCUUUGCCACUACCACUGCGUCACGGCUGCCCAUUGCGCUUACUGGACCUGGGUCGGCCAGACAAGCAACUGCUACCUGAAGAGUAGCAAUGCCCUUCUAGGGCGUGUUCAAGACUUCAGCUCUGUGGGAAUGGUUUCUGGCCCCCGGAUCUGCGCGCCUUCUGCUGGCUCCCUUGAGAUUAACGUGGAUUUCGUUGGCAACGACAUCAAGUUAGUUGACGAUGGCUCUGUUAAAUCGUACCCCGAUUGCCAGUAUCUCUGCCAACAGUACUCAGACUGUCACUACUGGACGUACUACCAGGACAAAAUGUCGUGUUUCUUGAAAAACGCGAUGGCUCCCACUUCGCGACUCCCCAGACAGUCUACAGUAUCUGGACCCAAGUUCUUUGACGGCCCAGGCGUGCCUCCGCCUUCGCUGCCUGAGGAGCCACUGCAGCCAUGCUUCCAGACCAACGUUGAAUUUAUUGGUGUCGAACUCCAGUCCCUUGUCACCAACUUCGCAGCUCAGUGUCAAUCGGCAUGCCAGGCAAAUGCUCUGUGUUCUUUCUUUACUUUUUACCGCCUCGAACGCCGCUGCGUUCUCAAGAGCUCCGAGACCGGAAGGCCGCAGAGAGAACUACCUGUCGGUUUUGCGAUAUCGGGCAUGAAAUUCUGCAGCUCCAAUGACAACCAUGACUCUGGUCCGCAGUGCGCGGUCUAUAAUACAGAGUAUGUCGGUCAAGAAUGCGGUUCCCAUGCUACAGCGAGUUCGGCACUCCACUGCCAGGCGCUUUGCCAACAAAGCUCUGUGUGCAAUUUCUUCACCUAUCAUUCACAGGAUGGACGGUGUGUGCUUCAGCAGUUCGCCUCUUCUUCCGCAGAAAUUCAGGCUGUGCCACGCGGUUUUGCAGUUUCGGCUACGAAAUACUGUGAGGCUCCUGAGACUGAUGCCCCUUCCUGCGCUGAACGGGAUGCGGAAUACCUUGGUAACACUCUCAGAACUGUCACAACCACAUCGGCAACGGACUGCCAGGGACUCUGCAAGGAAAAUGUGCACUGCGAUUUCUUCACAUUCGACGGCCUGACAAGUGCAUGCAUUCUCAAGAAGGCGUAUGCAGGAGGGGAAGACAAAUUAUACAAACUGCCGAAACCUUUCGCGACGUCAGCUACGAAGGAAUGCGCACCGUCCGAAAGUCAUCCUGAAUGUGCAGAAAAUAAUACGCUGUACUUGGGUAUCGACACUGCCCCAGUAAUCACUGCGGAGACUUCUUCAGAGUGCCAAAAACUUUGCCAGCAGUUCACCGACUGUGAGUACUUCACCUUUAGCACAUCGGAAAAGCGAUGCCGUCUCAGAAAAUUGGAGAACGCAGGCUCGACGGUGCAGAAACUUCCUUUCCCUGGAAUUGUGUCUGGGCCGAAGUACUGCAGUACCCCUAUGGAACCAUCCGGUGGCCACUACGCGGAAGUGGACGUGGAACUGAAGAACCACAACUUGCCUGCCUCACCUGUUGCGGCAGAAAAUGCUACUGCAUGCCUUGGAGCAUGCAACGGUGAACCAGAGUGCCACUACUGGACAUAUUACUCUACAGUUGACGAAUCUAUGGCCUGUCACCUCAAGGGCGCUGGUGCUCUGGAGGGGAAAGCGAGUUUGGCUGGAGCAGUUUCCGGUUCGAAGGAUGUCGUCAUUACUGUGGAGGUGGGGAUUGAAUACGUUGACGCAAAUUUGCCGAAAGACCCACUCCGAGCACAGUCGCUACGAGAGUGCCAAGAAGCUUGUGCGAACGUGCUCCAGUGCAAAUAUUGGACGUUCUACCCUAGGCGAUCCGUAAACUGUUACCUGAAGGACUUCACAGCAACAAAUACAAAGAAAACCAAUGUUAACGCGGUUUCUGGAGGCAAGUACUCUAUUAGAGGGAUGGUACCGCGUAAGUACCUUGACGAUCGAAGGUACGGAGCAGAUCUUCUGUCCGGCCAAACUGUCGCAUCAGCCGCGCUCACAGCCGCAAGCGCCAACGAAUGCCAGAAACAAGCUCAGGCCAAUCCAAAGAAACCGUUUUGGUCAUGGAACAAGUUCGAUCAGACCUGCAACCUAUAUGGUGAUGAAGUGCUGGGAAGCGAGACGUAUGAUUACGAAUGGGUCUCUGGGUACGCUGAAAGCCAAGACUCAUCCUAUCCAAGCGAAGCAUACACUUACGGCAAAGGCAUAGACUUGCUUCUGCUUGGCACAUUCCAAAUGACGACGGCUAGUUCACCGGAAGCUUGCGCCGAGAUGUGCGCCGGCGUGGAACUCUGUCGCGUUGCGUCAUUCACGAGAGCAGCCAGUGACGGGACGCCAAACUGUUUCCUCGGACGCCUGGGUGCACAAAGAGCUGUUGUUUCCAAGGACCAGGUCGUAGUCGCACAGCAUAACCUCGUUCUGCAAGUGGGGAGGAAGCCGACGACUGUAUCCAUUUCCGACCAGUCUGGCAGCACCUUGACCAAAUGCAUGAAGCUUUGUGGCCAAACUGAGACGUGCAAGCGGUGGUCAAUUGAUUUGUCCACCGGUGUCUGCUCGCUCUACGCCCACACAGAUGCUUGGACUGACAAUGCGUCGUGUGUGACGGCGGAUAUUGGCAUUUUGUUGGAAGAAAUAGAGGAAGCUGUUUUGGUCGACACUGCGCUCCUUCCUGUGGCGGUCAACAAGGUCGUCAAGCCCGUAACCGACUGCGCUGUACAAUUCCAGAAGAGCCACUGCCUUGCGUACUCAUACGCUGUGGCUGGAGCGGGGGCCCGUGACGGCGCUUGCUAUUUUGGGUCUAUUGGCGACGGGGCAGAUCUGCCGCGAUUCACAAAAAGACAAAAGGGCAGCGUCCUGGUUCGCAGGCAGAACCGUUUGAUGAUGACGGAGGUUGCCUUCGUCGGAGAACGCUCCACCUCAACAACGGAGCAGCUGGACACAGCUGUUGCUUGCGCGACAGCUUGCUCAACAGCAAUGGAUUGCAAAGCAUGGACGUUCCGAGGAGAUGAGAGCCGUUGCGAGUUAUUCGCGAGCAUCUCGACUGGUGUCGCUGAUUCCCCGCUCGUUGUGUCUGGCACCAAGCAGGCUGAUGGCUCAGCCUUCGAGGCCUCACACGUCAAAUUACAAACGGCGAUUGCUACAAGGUUGACAGACACGAUACUUGCAAGGCAAACCGUUCAGAGCGAGACAGAGUGCGAGACACUCUGCACGAACACAGCAAACUGCGUUCAGUGGUCUACCACAACUCAAGACGAUGACACCCUGGAAUGUGUCGCUGGUGCGUGGAAUGCCCUGCUCGAGCCCAACAACAACGCCCGCACGUCGGUAAUAAGUUCAAGGUUCUUCAGGCCUUUCAUGGAGCUCAAAGGCAAACCGAUAAAAACUGAUAAUCCCGCAUCACCGCCUGCAGACCCAGUGCAGCACUGCGUGGAACAGUGUGAAUCACACGUUGCUGAUUGCCACGCAUGGACAAUGAAGAUCACCGCGACCGGGGCCCAGUGUGAAUACUUCACGGAGACUGUAAGAGUUGCCAGCACUACAAAUCCUCUGGCGGUUUCCGGAAGCAAGGGAAUUUCUGAUGUUCAAGCACGAGCUGUGGUGUAUGGCGCAUACCAAGUGCCGGCAACGCAAGAGCUGUCUGCGCCAACGGUCCUGGACUGCCAGAAAAGGUGUGAGGACGACGAUUCGUGCCUGGCAUGGUCGUAUAAAUAUACAGAGACAAUAGACGUGUGCAGGACGAUACAGGAUCCCGCAUACGACCGCACCGCCGAAGCCGGAGCGAUUGUAGUGGAACUCCAUUACAGGUUUUUGCAGCCGUUCCAGGUUCUUGCCGGAGAACAAGAGGAUAUUAUAGAUACCGUCGAAGGCUCCGCGACGAAGAACGACCUGUGUGGAUGCAUGGCUGCAUGCUUCGACAGGAUCGAAUGUGCUGCCUGGGCGCUAGAGCUGACUGAGGCAGGCUCGAUCUGCACCCUUUACUCUGCGUUCAAGAAGGUGGAGGCGCCAGGACUUGUUAUAUCUGGCACUCGCCGUAAUGCCACGUCGUGCGAGAGUGGUAUAGCAGACCGCCUUCUCCUGGAAAAUCCGAUCAUGUUUGAAACCGAGGGAACCUUAGAUGAAGUUUUGAAGACUGCCACCUCUCAACAUUCGUACACUGUUGGCGUUUCCCUGGUCACGCCAGCGCAGGAACCUCCGCAGUACAAGCAAGCCAAGGUUGUUACCAGCAAUGAAGUGUCUGACAGCGCGGUGGCCGUUGUGGUCAACUAUGUCGCGCCGUAA